AUGACCACCCUCCACCCCCCAAAACACGCGCACCCCUCCUCCUCCACAACCCAAGUCCCAACCGUCCACACCCUCCAAUAUUUCAAACGCUCAUUAUCCUACACAAUCGCCGAGUCGCCGAUCGACCAGCACGAGCACGGCCCCGACCCCUCGCACACGACCCUGCAGGCCAAAUCCCCGGUCGGCCAGAAACUCGACGAAGCAGGCUGCAACCAGAUGAUGAAGGCUUCCCUUACGGGACUGCUGAACUGCCAAGAGGUUAAGAACGAGGCGAGAGAACGGAAGGUGCAGAAUAUGCUUAUGGAUACGGAGAGGGAUCUUCGGCGGGCUAGGAGGGCGAGUUUAAAGAUGGGGGGUGCGCUGGGGAAGAAGGGCUCUACUGCCACCGCCACCGCCACUCCGGAUAUCACUGCAGCUCUCAAAACUGGCGACGGGAAUAAGGGCGAUAAGUGA
Molecule: messenger RNA, 453 nt
Organism: Aspergillus mulundensis
Lineage: Eukaryota; Fungi; Ascomycota; Eurotiomycetes; Eurotiales; Aspergillaceae
Exons: 1
Coding region: 1-453 (150 amino acids)
Source: RefSeq, a predicted model, not a curated record